AUGGCUACCGUCACAGGGGGGAUUUUCGCCGUCACGGGUGGAAUUUCCGGCAUUGGAGCUGCGACCAGUCGUCUUUUGGCGGAUCGUGGAGCUGCGUUUAUCUGUAUCAGCGAUAUUUCGUCCAAGAAUCUCGAUCAGCUGAAAACCGAGAUCAAAGAGCUCAACCCGGCGACUGUUGUUGAUUUUACUGCUCUGGAUGUGACGUCUUCUGAACAGGUAGAGCAGUGGAUACAAAGCAUUGUUACGAAGUAUGGCGACCUAACCGGUGCAGCCAACGUUGCUGGCAUAGCCCAAGGAGUGGGUUCACGAACGACGCCUACCAUCCUUGGGGAAACUGAUGCUGAAUGGAAUCAAGUCAUGAAAGUCAACCUCGACGGAGUUUUUUUCUGUACUCGUGCUGAAGUACGAGCAAUGAAGGACUUGCCUCCUCGAGAUCGCAGCAUCGUGAAUGUUUCCAGUAUAGCGGCUUUCUCGCACUUACCCGAUGUAUAUGCUUAUGGUACAUCUAAAGGGGCUGCUGCCUAUCUCACCGACUGUGUCGCGGCAGACGCUAUUUCGCUGGGAAUUAGAGUCAAUUGUGUUUCUCCAGGCGUUACGAAUACCCCCAUGCUCCCAAAGUUUAUGCCAAAUGCCAAUUCAUUCAAGGAUGUGGAAGACUCAUACAAGCGUGAGGGGUUUUCCUUAAUUCAACCUGAAGAUGUUGCCAGAACGAUAGUUUGGCUACUCAGCACGGAUUCGCGGCCGGUCUACGGAGCGGAUGUGAACGUAGGUGCUGCAAAACCUUGA
Daldinia childiae is the source of this 786-nucleotide messenger RNA. Its product is annotated as Chanoclavine-I dehydrogenase. The transcript has 2 exons. Bases 1 to 786 code for a protein of 261 amino acids. The record is from RefSeq and is a predicted model, not a curated record. NCBI's taxonomy places the organism in Eukaryota, Fungi, Ascomycota, Sordariomycetes, Xylariales, Hypoxylaceae. Gene Ontology annotation, molecular function: oxidoreductase activity.